Amphimedon queenslandica is the source of this 845-nucleotide messenger RNA. RefSeq lists its product as uncharacterized. The transcript is spliced from 6 exons. NCBI's taxonomy places the organism in Eukaryota, Metazoa, Porifera, Demospongiae, Haplosclerida, Niphatidae. The record is from RefSeq and is a predicted model, not a curated record. The annotation marks the transcript as partial.
AGGAGAAGGAGAGAGGGAGUCACAGGAACAACCAGAACCAUUGGAAAUACAACAGCAAAAGGAAAGACAAGAGAAAGAUCCUGUGCAUGUAGAAACAACCAAAGGAAAGGAAGAUAAGGAGCAAAUUGAUGGGAAUGACGUGUUAGUUUAUACCCCACCUGUUGCUGCUGAAGUAUUGAAUAAACCAACCACAGAGGCUAAAGAUGAAGUACAGUCCACUGGUGUAAUGAAGGGUGUUACAUAUGCUGGAAUGGUAUAUUAUGAGGAGAAAGGUGCGAAGGAUUUAUUCACUUUCACUGCAGCUAAGAAAUUAGAUGCUCUCAUUGAGUUUAUUAAGAAAGAAUAUCCUCAAGCUAAACGAGAACUCAAUGUUUACUUUCGUAUUGCAUCUCCUUAUGGUUUUAUUGAGUUAAAGUUUGAUGCUCCACAAGAUGAACCAUUUACUGGAUGGAGUAUUAAACCUCGCAUGACACCUUGCAAGGUAUAUCAAGAUGAUAUUAACAAUUUUGGUGAUAAAGAUUAUCCUCUUCCUCCAUCUUGUCCAAUAUCAGUGUAUGGAUCACCUGAUGCUGUUCCUACACUAAAUUACUCUGUACCACUGGAAGGUGUGGUUCGUCCUGUUACACUAGUAAUUCAGGCAUCUCUGAGAACAACAAAUACUGCAUCAUCCACUAGAGGAGCUAGUCCACCAGCAACUGUUAAUCUUGAUAGAGCUAAGAAAAUCAUUAAUGAUGUUCUUGUAUCUCAUUAUGCUGAUCUCAAUUCUCUUAAGACAUCUCUCUCAGAUCUUGCCAGUCAGUUAUAUGCAGCUCAUCUUAUUAGUGAUGAAGUCAGAGAGACUUGUA